AUGGCGAAAGUGAUCCAAUUACAGAAAGGCGAUAGCAAACCUUCAUCUACCAAAGAUUUAAAACUUUAUGGCAUGAGAUUUGAUCCGUAUUCAAUGGCUUUACGCUUAAUUAUGAGACGCAAAGGUUUAGAUUUCGAUUUCUACUCCAUCAAAAUGUCUGAUCGUCCCGAUUUUCUACAACAAUUAAAUCCUAAUGGCCAAAUUCCAGUUUUAGAGCAUGGUGAUACCGUUGUCUAUGAAACAAUCAUCAUUUAUGAAUAUCUUGAAGAUACAUUUACGGAUAAACCACUUCGAUCAUCUGAUCCAGCUACUAGAGCAAUGGAUAGAAUAUUCUUACAUGAGAUUUAUACCAAUUUGCCUCCUGUGAUACGAGCAAUGAUGGAAGGAAUUGAAGCUAAACGUUUAUUAGAUCAGCUACUACGUGUCGAGAAUCGACUUCAAAAACAAGGUAGUCCAUACUUUGGUGGCAAUGAGCCCAAUUAUAUCGAUUUUAUGGUGUGGUCAUGGCUGGAGUUAAUACCAGCACUAAAACGGGCAUUCACCCUAACCUUUGAAUUGCCUCGUGGUAGCUUCUCCAAUACAUGGGCUUGGAUAGGACGAAUGGACAAGGAACCAGUGAUAAAUGCAGAACGGAAAGCUUCACGUGUCAAUGCUGAAAUUCGAUCACGCUUUUUUAAAAGUGUUGCCGACGGUAGCCCAGAUUACAUGGUUGGGUUAUAG
Molecule: messenger RNA, 720 nt
Organism: Trichoplax adhaerens
Lineage: Eukaryota; Metazoa; Placozoa; Uniplacotomia; Trichoplacea; Trichoplacidae
Exons: 1
Coding region: 1-720 (239 amino acids)
Biological process (GO): glutathione metabolic process
Cellular component (GO): cytoplasm
Molecular function (GO): glutathione transferase activity; glutathione dehydrogenase (ascorbate) activity
Source: RefSeq, a predicted model, not a curated record